UCCGUUUGUUCUUAUUUCUCAGGAGGAUUAAAAAACUGUCCGAUAUUUAUGGCUACUGGCAAAGUCCGGACAAGUAGUUUCUCAAAGAACUUUUCAGCUGCACCUACCUCUUCUGUCCCUGGUCUCAAGUAUGGACCAAAUGGAACAAUCUUUCUUUCAUCAGGCAUACCGGAUCUUGAUAAGAUUUUAGGUGGGGGAUUCCAUUUAGGAAGUCUGGUAAUGAUCAUGGAAGACACUGAAGCACCUCAUCAUAUGCUUUUGUUAAGCACUUUCAUGUCUCAGGGACUAGUACACAACCAACCUGUUCUUUAUGCAAGCCCAGUCAAAAACCCUAGAGCCUUUCUUGGAACCUUGCCAACUACUUUAGUCCCCAAAGAUGACAAAUCUCGUAACACUGAUGCAGAACAGAAGGAUUUGCGGAUUGCUUGGCAAUAUAAGAAGUACCUUGGGGAAAAUAAGCAACAUAACGAGGAGCGAGAUGGGAAAAUAGAGUAUUGCAAUGAAUUUGACCUAAGGAAGCCUAUAUAGAAGCAUUUGAUAACGGGAAACCG
Messenger RNA from Lactuca sativa (garden lettuce), 551 nucleotides. RefSeq names its product elongator complex protein 4. The record is from RefSeq and is a predicted model, not a curated record. Gene Ontology annotation, cellular component: cytoplasm; transcription elongation factor complex; elongator holoenzyme complex. Gene Ontology annotation, biological process: tRNA wobble uridine modification. NCBI's taxonomy places the organism in Eukaryota, Viridiplantae, Streptophyta, Magnoliopsida, Asterales, Asteraceae.